This is a messenger RNA of Hippoglossus stenolepis (Pacific halibut), 4267 nucleotides long. Its product is annotated as RNA exonuclease 1 homolog. Gene Ontology annotation, molecular function: exonuclease activity; nucleic acid binding. The transcript has 16 exons. The record is from RefSeq and is a predicted model, not a curated record. Lineage: Eukaryota; Metazoa; Chordata; Actinopteri; Pleuronectiformes; Pleuronectidae. Gene Ontology annotation, cellular component: nucleus. The coding region runs from base 165 to 3767 and encodes 1200 amino acids.
UACGAACAGACGAAGCGAAUGAACAUGGCGACAGCAGCGGGAAACAUGCUCACACACAGCCGGACCGGGGCCUAUAAAAGAGAAGCGGACGCGGCCUGUGGCUCUUCCACCAACUGCCGGUCAACGGUUGACUGAACUCGCCGAGGAAGGUCACGUCUCUGCCGAUGUUUCGCUCGUCUGGUCUCUUCGCGGAUGUGAAGUGUCCCUCCCGGGGACUCGGGCUCUGUGAGCGGCCUCACUGCUUCUACAAACAUGGCUCUCGGCAGCGGGCCGCCUCCGCCGCCUCCGCCGCCGCCUCCUUUCAACCCUCCGCGGUCCCCUCAGCAGAAGUCCAGAAUUGCUACCUGUCACUUGUCUGUGGAUCCCCAGCGAGCGAUGACACCACAGACGACAGUCUCCAAGAGCUGGAGCGGAUCAACAAGGAGAUCGAAGCUGUGAGGCACGAGGUGGAGCAGGAGCAAAGACGACUGUCGCACUACCAGACCAUACAGUCAGACAGCAGAAACACUGUGUCCAAGUCUGAGACUACAGGUAAACGACAGGACAGACGUUCUCUUUCGUCACACUCUGACGUCAGAAAGACGUACUCGCGGACAAAGAAGUACGUGGUUGACAACUCAAAACCAAGGACUGACUUGGAGUAUGACCCCCUGUCCAACUUUUCAGCUGACUUGCGGUCUUACAGCUCAUCAAGUAAGGAGCAGAAAGUGAAAAAUGCACAAGUUAUUAACGGAGAGAGAGACCCUGUGCCGUGUGACCAAAAGAGGCCGGUCGCUCAGGCUCCAUUUUCUCCCCAAACGCCAUCUCCAGGGCUACUCGAGGACCCGAUUGAAGACAGUGUCCUGAUUAUUGACAUUCCUCCCUCACCUGACCAAACAAGAGGCCAAUCUCAGAAACCUGACUGUGUUGCUGGCAGUGCCCAGGGUACAGUAGAACAACUGAAGGAGAGGGUUCCCAUUGCACUUGAUUCUCCACUGCUGCGCUUUGCAGAUGCUGCGGCUUACCAGUUCACGUCUCCACGUGCAUCAAGGGUAGAAUCACUUAAAGCAUGGGAAAAUAUACCAGUUGAUGGGAGUGUAAUUGACCUAACUGGAUGUUUAGAAGAUCUGGAAAAUGAAUGUCAGAGAAUCUCUUGUCAGGCUGCUGAAACAGAAGUCGACAACAGUCCUGAGCCUGUAAGUCCUCCUGCCUCCUCAGACCAACAAUAUCAGAGUUAUUACAAUCUGGGCAUUGAAGAGGAAGAAAAUGCGCCUCAGGUCGAAUUGCCUCUGUUUGAGGUAUCCGGUAGUGUUGAGAGAAUGAAUCCACUGCAGUCACAUUAUUUUCAGUCGAAGCAUUCGCCUUCAUAUACAGCUCCGGCUGCAAACUCAGGGUCACCAUGCAGGAAACGCACCACCCAAGCCCAGACAACAGAGAUGUAUGUUCAUAACCACCUGUCUCCCAAGCGAAGUGCACCACCACUGGUGUCAGGAAGCCAGGAAAUGUCAGGCACAAUACCAGGACAGAUGCAGGGUGGUUCUCUCAUUAACCAGGCGUCAGCGGUUGUAUACCAGGAGCAAGCAGAACCAGCUUCAGGCAGCAACCAGUGUCAAAAUCAGAACUCUUUAUCAACAUCUGUCAACUCGCAUUUGAUGAACAGAGGUGAUUCAACAUCUGAAACCACUGAGGAGCUUUUGGUCAAGGAAGGUCAUGAAGAGGUUAUAAUAAUCUCCAGCUCCGAGGAUGAGCAAGAGCUCAACUAUUCGGACAUAGAGCUGUCAGAGAGUGACCCAAUGGAGGAAUGCUACAGGAUCUUCAUGGAGGCAAAUGAUGAGGAUAAAGGAAAUAAAGAGCAACCUGAUGUGUCUGUUGCAGCAAUGGAAGUGGAGAAGGCAGAGUUGACCACCACACCUCAAACUUUACCAGGAAAGAAGAGGGUGGCACAUGAAGCCAAACAUGCAGAGCAGCCACUGGCAAAGAGCAGACCUCAAGCCAAGAUUUUGAUCCCUCUGCGUGAACCAGCAGCUUCAGGAUCCGGCUCCCAGUCCUCCAUCCCUUCAAAGAUCCUGCCGGCACAGCAGAGAGCCUCCAUGCUGACUGCUUCAGUAAAAGGUGCUCAGGCUUUUGCUUCCUUCUCGUGUCAGAAGAAGCCAGAAACCCAGACUACUGCUUGUCCUCCUCAGACCCCUGCAAACAUACAACCAGCCCCUGUGCAGAAUGCUUACAUAAACUACCUACCUUUGGGAACUCCUGUGAUCCAAGUAGGGAGCAACUUGCACUUGAUCCUCCCAGAGGGCACCUUCCCUCUGUCUGUUACUUCAAGUUCCUGCCCUGUUUCUUCAGUGCUGACCCCGGUCACUCAAGUGCACAUGAGCACUAUGAAACAAACUUGCCAUAAAGCUGCAGUAACUCCCGUGCAAAGAUACCAUCCAACAGCACCCAUGCUCAUUCCUGCUCCGACGCGUAAAACGUCCUUGGCCUCUGCUACAGCACAUUUACAUCCAGCUGCCUCCACUACAUCUCAACCUACUGCUGCCGCCAAGCCAGCUCCUACUAAACGUAGACUGAAGCAGCAGAGCGGGGCCACCAAAGAGAAAGUGCCCCACGAUGUCAGACAGCGUUAUGUCACCAUGUUUACAGAAGAGUUCCUCAAAACAACAGCCAAUGUCAACGAGGCCUUUGAAAAGGCUGUUGCUGAAGAGGAGACCGUGUACAAUCGCAGCGCCAACAAACUCAAAUAUCUGAGUGUCGCUGUGAAUUCACUGAAGAGGCUGAAGAAACAAAGUUGUGUUUCAUCCAAAGAUGAAAAUGAAGUCAACGGCCAAAGAUCGAAAGGCAACAUAACCUUCAACCUGGAGAUGUUUCAAGCAAAUGAUGAUGUGGCAUUGUACGAGAGUUUGAAGGAUUAUAUUUUGACCGAGGAAAAGCUGAUUGAGAGCAACUAUCCUGUCCAGCACCCGGAGAAAGCCGGCUCCGCUGCUCUUUUUGCCGACAAUAAGAAAGGCAGCACAGACCCCUUGAAGAGGAUCUGCUGUCGAUGUGGGGCCACGUACUCUGUUGGCCUAACAGGCAAACACAUCCGCAAGGAGGAGUGCAACUACCACUAUGGGAAAGUAGUAAAGAACAAAGUGCCUGGUGGAGUGGAAACCCGCUACAGUUGCUGCCAAGGAGUGAUGGGAGCACCUGGAUGUCAGGUGUUUAAGUUGCAUGUCCAUGAUUUCAUCUCCAUGGACGGGUUUGUGUCUACCAAGCAUAGACAUCCCAUGGAUACGAGUUGUCCUGGAGUCUACUCCUUGAAUUGUGAAAUGUGUUACACUGUUCAUGGCCUGGAGCUUUCCAGAGUGACGGUGAUAAACUCUAGUUUACAAGUCAUCUACGACACCUUCGUCAGACCUGAUCACGAGGUCAUUGAUUACAACACAAGAUUUUCAGGCAUCGGGGAGGAAGACGUGAAGGGUAACUACACGUCCGUCAGAGAGGUGCAGGAGACGUUACAGAGCUUCAUUAGUGCUGACACCAUUCUGAUUGGACACGGCCUGGAAGCAGAUCUCUGUGGCCUGAAGUUGCUCCAUGGGACAGUGGUGGACACAUCGCUGGUCUUCCCCCACCGUCUGGGGCCCCCCCACAAGCUCACCCUCAACAAACUGACAGCUGAAUACCUUCUACGGAUCAUCCAAGAGAGCGGUGGGUCCUCGUGGAUACAGCCACGGCACAAAUGUCUACAAACUACAACCCAUCUGAAUUUACAUCCAAAUAAAGACAAAAUCACAGUCGUAUUAUACGUUUGAAUCUCAUCAAAAUAUGUAUAAGAAGCACAAAAACUGCAAUUUUGUUACAGAGGACGUUACUGUCAUUAUUCGUAUGUGAUAUAAAUAAUGAUUUACUGUUUCUCCCAGUUUGUGGCCACGACACCGCCGACGACGCUGCCGCCUGCAUGGAGCUUAUGUUAUGGAAGCUCAAAGAAAGUGGAAAACUGAAAAAAUGAUGGAAAUAAAACAAGAAACAAUCUCUACACUGUUCAGAUAUGAAAAGACAGGAGCUGCAAAGCCAAUCUUUGUGUGUGAGGUUCUGUCAUCUCUGAAGGGCUGUGUAUUUAUUUAGUUUUUUUUUUUAGUUUGAUUAUAUCACUUGAUCUAUGUUGAUAACACAGUUUCCUUGAUGUCAAAGUCUGAAUUGCAGCCCAUGUGUGAUAUAAGUAUUUUUGAUGAUGCUGUAGUGUGCCAAGAAAACCUGAAGCAGUGGGGUCAUUUGUAAUAAUAAUAAUAUCUAAGUAAAGGCACAGAACAAA